Mangifera indica (mango) is the source of this 3057-nucleotide messenger RNA. RefSeq names its product ankyrin repeat-containing protein At5g02620-like. NCBI's taxonomy places the organism in Eukaryota, Viridiplantae, Streptophyta, Magnoliopsida, Sapindales, Anacardiaceae. Gene Ontology annotation, molecular function: protein phosphatase 1 binding; protein phosphatase regulator activity. Gene Ontology annotation, cellular component: plasma membrane. The transcript is spliced from 3 exons. The record is from RefSeq and is a predicted model, not a curated record. The coding region runs from base 565 to 2526 and encodes 653 amino acids.
UGAGUGCUGUUAUUUUGUCACUUGCCAUUGCCUGGGGCCACCUUCUGGCUGAUAGCGAAACUGAGGAAUCGAGGUCUUCAUCUUCUGAAAUUUUGAGACUCUUGGGUUCUCCAAUUCAGUGCAUCUUCUGAUUAGGCUUCACAUUUUCUUCAUCAAAGUCUUCAUAUUUUAACUCAAGGUAUAUUCAUCCAAAGUUGGCUUUGUUUUUGGUUUUGUAUCUCUGUGAAGCACAGCUUUUUCUAUUGAUUGAUUAUACUUUUGAUCUCUCUUGAAAUGGGUAAGAAUCAAAGUUAGCUUUUGAAGGAGCAGAUUUUUUUUUUUAUUGUCAUUAUGAUGAUGAAAAAAUAUAAAUGAUUCUGGGUUUUGAAACCCUUGGAUUAAAAUCUAAAGUGCGGGAAAGGAGUGUUCUGAAGAUUUAUGAUGUUGCUGAGUGAAGUUUUUUUCGAUAUUAUAAGGUAAAAAGGAAAAGUUUUCGGUUUUAAAAUCCGAUAAGUGAGGUUUUUGAUUCUGAGAGCGAGAGGUUUUCUUCAUAUUGUUCAGUGUUGAGUUUUUCUGUGUGUCAUUAUGGAGAAGCAAAACAGUUUCACCGCUCCAAAGAUGCAGAAGCAAAACAGUUUCACCGCUCCAAAGAUGGAGAAUCAGAGCAGUUUUAAGGCACCCAAGAUGGAAAAACAGCGGAGUUUUCAUGGUAUAACCAUUGAGAGACAGCCAAGUGCGAUGAAGGCGUUGGAAAAGCAGCAGAGUUUUCGUACUGUCACGUUUGAAAAGCAGCCAGCCAGGCAUGAGGGGAUCGAAAAACAGAAUUUAAGUAUCAAAAAACAGAAUUUGAGUAUUGAAAAACAGGCAAAUAGUUGUGGGGUGAUGGAGAAACAGAAGAGUUUUCGUGGGUUUUUGGAAAAGCAGAAGAGUUUUCGAAUGGUGAUGGAGAGGCAGUUGAGUUUUAUGGGUGGUGGUGAGAGGAGGAAGAACAAGGAUUCGCCGGGAAAAAGAGGUGACUUGCAGCUGCAUUUGGCUGCUCGGGCAGGUAAUUUAAGCAGAGUUAAGGAAAUUCUGCAGAACUGUGGUGAAAGUGAUUCAAAGGAGUUGUUGUCAAAGCAGAAUCAAGAAGGAGAAACUCCCCUAUAUGUGGCUGCUGAGAAUGGGCAUGCUUUGGUUGUUGGAGAGAUGUUGAAGUAUAUGGACCUUGAAAUUGCAUCCAUAGGGGCUAGGAAUGGAUUUGAUCCAUUUCAUGUGGCAGCAAAGCAGGGUCAUCUUGAUGUUUUGAAAGAACUUUUGAGUGUAUUUCCCAACUUGGUUAUGACCACAGACUUAUCCUGCACAACUGCUUUACACACGGCUGCUGCUCAAGGGCACAUUGAUGUAGUUGAUUUCCUUCUAGAAACUGACUCAAACCUCGCUAAGAUAGCCCGGAAUAAUGGCAAGACUGCCCUCCAUUCUGCAGCAAGGAUGGGUCAUGUGGAAGUUGUGAAAUCCCUGCUAGGCAAGGACCCAAGCACUGGUUUUAGGGUUGAUAAAAAAGGCCAAGCUGCAAUACACAUGGCUGUAAAAGGGCAAAAUGAGGAGAUUGUGCUGGAAUUAGUUAAGCUUGGCCCCUCAGUGUUAACUUUGGGAGAUAACAGGGGAAAUACUGCAUUGCAUAUUGCCACACAGAAGGGCCGUAAUCAGAUUGUGUGUUGUUUAUUACCAGUUGAGGGUAUAGAUGUCAAUGCAUUAAACAAGGCUGGAGAGAGCCCUCUAGAUAUUGCUGACAAACUUGGAAAUCAAGAACUUGUUGCUGUGUUGAAGGAAGCAGGAGCCAUCCACUCUAAAGAUUGUGGAAAGCCCCCAAAUUCAGCAAAGCAACUAAAGCAGACUGUUAGUGACAUAAAACAUGAUGUUCAGUCCCAGCUUCAACAGACCCGUCAAACUGGAUUCAAGGUCAAGAAAAUCGCAAAAAACUUGAAGAAGCUUCACAUAAGUGGACUCAAUAAUGCAAUAAACUCGGCAACUGUUGUCGCUGUUCUCAUUGCUACUGUUGCUUUUGCUGCCAUCUUCACUGUUCCUGGACAGUAUGUUGAAGAAAAAUCAGGUGGAGAUUCCCUUGGACAAGCCCACAUAGCAAGAAAUGCAGCUUUCAUCAUCUUUUUCGUGUUUGACAGUCUAGCUUUAUUCAUCUCCCUGGCUGUUGUUGUAGUCCAGACAUCAGUUGUUGUUAUUGAAGAAAAAGCAAAGAGGCAGCUUGUUUUUGUGAUCAACAAGCUCAUGUGGUUGGCUUGCGUCUUCAUUUCAGUCGCUUUUAUUUCUCUCACUUAUGUGGUAGUAGGCAAGCAUUCCAGGUGGCUUGCUGUGUCUACUACAAUGAUAGGCAGUACAAUAAUGCUCACAACAAUCGGCUCUAUGUGCUAUUGCGUUGUUAUGCAUAGAAUGGAGGAGAAAAAACUGAGGAACAUAAGGAGAGAAAAGAGCAGGUCCCAUUCUUUUUCUGUGUCUAUGGUUUCGGAAGAGGAGAUUUUGAACAGUGAACACAAAAGAAUGUAUGCCCUUUAAGACCUUAGAAUUUGGGAAAAAUAAGGAUAGUGAGGUGUGGUAUUCCUCAUUCACAUUUUGGAAUAACUAUUUGCUGCUCCCUCUAUUGUAGCUAAUAUAUAGUUCUAAGUACUUGAGCCAAUGCUCGGCAUAUGAUUAGAUUAAACUUGCAUUUGCCUUCAGGCAAGUUGAAGGAGAGUGGUGUCAAUGUGAUUCUAGAUAUCAUUCACUUAAGCUGGAUGCUAGCUUUUGCUUGGAAGUUUCAGCAAAAGAGGUGACUCAAUUUCCUUCCCCUAGUGCCCUAUCAAUUUAGCCUGACAUGAGAUCAAGACUUGAAUAUGAGUCCAUAAAGCUAGUUACAGACAUGGUGGAAGCAACCUGAGAGCUGGUAAUGGAUGCAAAGGAAAGCUUUUGAGUUCUUACAGAAUUCAUCCUGUGUUGAAAUGUUGUAAUGGUAUAUGAUAUGCUCAUAGUGAAUUAAGAUUAGCUUCCCCAUUGGAAAUGCUCUCAUGUAAGUUCAUUUUCAUUGCAAGAUUUAGUUCAACAUGCCAA